CUCUCUCUCUCUCUUUUUUCCUUUUUUCCUUUUUAUAUUGUAAAGUUCGAUAUGAACAGUAAACUAUCGGAGAAAUGGAAACGACCUCGUGUUAAAGGACCGAUAGCGUUUUCAAUAAAGCGGAAAAGACAGGAACGAUCAGAGAUCAGAAGGAAUGUUCCCGAGCUCAAAGAGAUGGAUGAAGAAGAAGAAGAGGAAGUAGAGGAGAACCUAUUUACGGAUGUAAAAGAAGAAAAGAUAGUACUUGAUCCAACCAUUGUGUUCCCUUACAGCAAUAAUGGGACUCGAGCGACUACGAUCAAGGAAGAGAGCGAGCAAUGGGAAUCGCUUUUUGAUCCACAGUAUGCGUUUGGACCCUUUAUGAAUAGUGUCAUGAAGCCUAGUACGACGGAUUACUAUUACAAGGGCAAAUGGCCAUUGAAUCAAGCAGAUAUCAUGGGCAUGGCUCCCAAACAGAUGAAAAAGACAAAACAUAACAGUGACGAUGGUGAGAGUGUAUCGCCAAUGGACGAAUCGUGCUUGUUUUCCAUUGUACCAGAUCCUCUUUUGCCUGAUUUGGAACAACUGAAGCUGUUGUUGACAGAUAUGGAUGAUCAUGACGAGGAUACUCGUAGUGAUGGUGAGAGUACAGCUGGUUCUGUAAGACAGAUCGGUUUUCUGCCCAGUUCGUCUAUCUCGCUGCAUACUAGACGUGCAGAGGAAGACGCUAGCUGGGAAAAAAGGCUGAACUUGCUUGAUACAAUUCAACAAGCUGUGUUUAACGAAGAUCUAAACGGAACACGCGAAAAUCCGUUCCAAGGGUCAAGAGCAGCACGUAUACAGCGUUCAAUCCGAGACAAGGCCGAGAGGAUCAAGAAGGAGGCAUGGGUCGAUGUGAAAAAUGACAGUAGAGAGAACAUGGCUGACGAAGGUAUGAAAGAGGACAAGGAAUCCAAAGAAAAAGAUCUCAAGUUCCUGUCAAGGGUUUCUGGUUUAUUUGGUGGUUAUCAGGAAAAAACAUUUGCUUAUGAAGAGGAAUUACAAGAAUGCAAGCAAAAGAAUAGAUAUUCCUUUCUAUACUUUGCCUUGGGGUUUCUCUUCCCACCUUUGUGGAUACUCGGCGCCACUUAUUCACCCAAGGCAUCGCAGCAACAGACGGAGGCAAGUAAAGACAUUGAUAAAAAAUGGAAAAAGUAUUCCAGAAACGCCUUGUUCAUCUUUCUUUUGAUCACUCUCGUCACGGUUAUCAUUACGGUGAUUGCUGAACCUGCCUCCUUUGGGUUCCGAGAGAUCAUGGGAGAUCAAGUCCAUGAAGAUAUUGUCAUCUUUGACGGCGAGCUUGUAUUAGAAAGUUAACUUGUUGAUAUAAAUAAAUACGCAAGAAGCUUAGCAUGAAUGUGACACGAACUGCAUUACCAAUAGAAUUAGAGUUUUUCUUGACUUUUAAA
Rhizopus microsporus ATCC 52813 is the source of this 1427-nucleotide messenger RNA. RefSeq lists its product as uncharacterized. NCBI's taxonomy places the organism in Eukaryota, Fungi, Mucoromycota, Mucoromycetes, Mucorales, Rhizopodaceae. Bases 52 to 1335 code for a protein of 427 amino acids. The record is from RefSeq and is a predicted model, not a curated record. The transcript has a single exon.